CUGUACUAUAUCCUUCCUGCCAACAAAAACUUCAACUAACCACUGCUUAUUUGCUUUCUGAGAUAGUACCUCUAGCAGAGCUCAAGAAUUUCAAGAGAUGGUCCUCUUCGUUGCAAUCGCAAGAUCGUUAGGUCACAAUUGCCUUAAAGAAUCGAAACCCUACUUAUCUGGACACUUCAAUUCCAAGGGUUCCAAUCUCUAUAACUGGCAAUAUCAGAGUAUCAGAACUCUGCUUUUGGAAUCUGCUUCCGAAUGCGUUAGGAUUAAGAGGCUCUCCGAUUCCGAUUCGGGAAUUAUUGAGGUUAACUUGGAUAGGCCUGAAGCAAAAAAUGCCAUUGGGAAGGAUAUGCUGAGAGGAUUACAGCAUAGCUUUGCAGAUAUAAGUAGGGAUCAUUGUGCAAAUAUCUUGAUGAUCACCAGUUUAGUUCCCAGAACUUUCUGUGCUGGUGCUGAUUUGAAGGAACGGAAGACCAUGAGUCCAUCUGAGGUUCAGAGUUUUGUUAACUCUCUACGCUCCACCUUCUCAUUCUUGGAGGCACUUCGAAUUCCUACUAUAGCUGUUAUUGAAGGUGCAGCAUUAGGCGGGGGACUGGAAAUGGCUUUGUGUUGUGAUUUUCGGAUAUGUGGUGAAAAUGCAGCGCUGGGCUUGCCUGAAACAGGACUGGCUAUAAUACCUGGGGCAGGUGGGACCCAACGGCUUCCUAGAUUGGUUGGAAAAUCCAUAGCAAAGGAUCUUAUAUUUACUGGUCGAAGAAUUGGUGGCAGAGAUGCUGUCUCAAUGGGCCUUGUCAAUUACUGCGUUCCUGCUGGUGAAGCUUAUUCAAAGGCCCUAGAAAUUGCUAGGGACAUAAAUCAGAAGGGUCCAAUAGCAAUAAGGAUGGCAAAGCGAGCUAUAAACGAGGGACUGGAGACAGACAUGGAAUCAGCUUUGGAAUUGGAAGAAGAUUGCUAUGAACAGAUUUUGAACACAAAAGAUCGCUUAGAAGGCUUGGCUGCAUUUGCUGAGAAGCGAAAGCCUAGAUAUACAGGUGAAUGAAAGAAA
This is a messenger RNA of Cornus florida, 1042 nucleotides long. RefSeq names its product probable enoyl-CoA hydratase 2, mitochondrial. The transcript is spliced from 8 exons. The record is from RefSeq and is a predicted model, not a curated record. Gene Ontology annotation, cellular component: mitochondrion. NCBI's taxonomy places the organism in Eukaryota, Viridiplantae, Streptophyta, Magnoliopsida, Cornales, Cornaceae. Gene Ontology annotation, biological process: fatty acid beta-oxidation. Gene Ontology annotation, molecular function: enoyl-CoA hydratase activity. Bases 98 to 1036 code for a protein of 312 amino acids.